Osmerus eperlanus (European smelt) is the source of this 1179-nucleotide messenger RNA. RefSeq lists its product as uncharacterized. Bases 88 to 1179 code for a protein of 363 amino acids. The record is from RefSeq and is a predicted model, not a curated record. The transcript has 8 exons. Lineage: Eukaryota; Metazoa; Chordata; Actinopteri; Osmeriformes; Osmeridae.
AGAGACAGAACCGUUGACCAACUGUCCUUCAAGGUGGCAGCUCUCAGGCAGGCCUUCACUACACUGUUUACUGACAGCAGAGAGUUCAUGUUGGCAGCAACUCACUGGCUUUUAGAAAGGCUGGCAACCGAAGCACAAAAGGAUGAAGAGCAGCUGUUUCAGAAAUACACCAGGCUGAGGGAGUACGCCUCAGACCACGCCCACCUAGACUCCAUCAUGCAGGAGCUGGCAGCGGAGUCGAUUCAUCACUUGAGCAUCAUAGAUGUGGUGAUUGAGCUGGUUCUGCUGCGCCUGAUCGUGUUUGGCUAUCGCCAGUCGUGUUUCAAAGGUCCAGAUUGCUUCAUGCUCCAGCUAUAUGCCCUGGUGGAAGCCUUCCUCCCCCAGGACACAAAGGGAGCCCCAGGGAAAACAUACCUGAAGAAACUGAAGAACAUUUUCUUGGACUUCCUUGACAAAAUCUUGGGUUUCCCAGAAGCCCUCUACUCCUGCCAGAACGACUUGGUCCCCAAACUAAUGCACCAUCUUGGGGCCAUGUUUUCCAAACUGCUCAGGGUGGAUGAGGACUUGACUGAGGACCAGGACCAGGACUCCUCUAAGGAGGAGGAGGACAUGACUGUGGACCAUGACUGGGACAAGGACUGGGACUGGGACCAGGGUCAAGAUGGAUGCCCAAACCCAGACCUGGACGAGGAGCAGGACUCUGAUGAUCCUGCUGGUCAUCAGCACCGUGACGCAGGAACACAGGAUGGUUAUGAUGACCGUGAAGGACUUGAGAUGGAGUCUGCUGGCUUGGAAAAGGCCAGUGGGACCCAAUCCUCUUCUUCAUCCUCCUACUCCUCCACCAGCUCCUCCACCUCCAGGGGCUCCAUGGCUCGGGCCCCUAGCCCAGAGGGAGAUCAUCUGGGGCCGCUCGGAAAGACCGACCCCCCCAUCCUCCGGAGAUGGUUCACACUGAAGAAAGAGAGGACGUCCAUCAAGGAUCAACAGACUGCGGCUGCCAAGGGCAGAAAGAGAAGCAGGAUAUUUAAGACCAACAAAGUGUCUCCCCUCAGCUCUGAACGUCCAGACCUUGGUGAGUCCUCCGUUGCCGGAGGAGAGGAGAAGAAGAAAAAGUCCAUCAAAGCUUUCUUCCGGGGGAUCUCUGUAGCUCUCUCCAGGGCUUUCUGCUUGCCUGCAUGA